AAACAAAAUUUCGUAACACUUUUCUUCACAAAUCCUGACUUGUUCACCUUGUAUCUUGCCCUCCAUAAUAACAACAGAAUGAGACUAUCGUAUAACCUGCUCAGUGUUGCUUCACUGGUGGGUGAUGUGCUGGCCGACGGAGCAGCCAUUGCCACUGCGCUCAACACCAUCAACUCCGAUACGGCAUCUCUCAACUCGACCGUAGCUUCAUGGUCGGGUGACUUGCUCGGUGCACUACCUAUCACUGUCAAGUCCACGUCACUCCUAGUCAAUAUCAAUAACGCCACCAAGACUGCAGACGCUUCUGCGGCACUAACCGAUCUUGAGACCUUGAACGUUGCUAUCAUUACCGCCGGCUUGAUCACAGACACCAACUCGACUCUUAGACAAAUCGUGGCAGCUAAGCCAAAGUUCGACAAGUUGUUGCUUGGCCCUGUAAUUUACUUGACCUUGGCAACGCAGAAGGAUGCCAGUCAAAAGUUGAGCGCGGCUAUUGCGGACAAGGUACCAAAGACAUUCAAGGAAGCGGCAGAAGCUCUGGGCGCACAAUUGGAUGCGUCUUUCAGUGAGGCACUGGAUAACUACUCUCUUCUAUAAGGAGGGUACUUUAGCCAUCCAAACCAAAAAAAAAAAAAAAAAAAAAAA
Molecule: messenger RNA, 645 nt
Organism: Truncatella angustata
Lineage: Eukaryota; Fungi; Ascomycota; Sordariomycetes; Amphisphaeriales; Sporocadaceae
Product: antigenic cell wall galactomannoprotein-like protein
Exons: 1
Coding region: 79-597 (172 amino acids)
Cellular component (GO): extracellular region
Source: RefSeq, a predicted model, not a curated record